AUAGAAUCUUACAGAGACAUGCUAAAUAUAGAUGGCUCAUACAUGUAGAUUGUGUUUCACCCUGGUAAACAGACAGCUAAGGCUACUAGAAAGGAGCAGAAAGAAUACAUUUUACAGAAACUCUUUUUAAUCAGGAAUAAUAAAGAUGAGGGUGGACAGGAUUGGAGUUGACAUUCCCGUGUAUGACAUCUCUGUGAUACGCAGUCUUUGGGAGGGCCGGGUGAAAAAAUACAAGCAGCGUCAGAAGAAAGAACAGGAAAGGGUGAACAAAAGUGCACUGAGCAAGAUAAAUCAGCAAUGGCAGUAUCGCAUAGCAUGCAGAAAAAUGAAGAUCAAAGAAGUCACUACUCUUCAGUGUUAUCUGGAAAGAUCAGCCUUCGCAGAAAUGGGCAUUUUACCCACAGUUCACACAAGCACUGACAGCGAAGACAACAAAUUUAUUUUUGAGCUAAGUGGAGAUAAAUGGAGGAAACUACCAGAAGAUCUUCAGUAUAUGACUUAUCUGCGAGAAUGGCACAUUCAGAAAACACAAAUUCCAAAGUUGCCGGAAUACAUUGAACAGUUUGUGGACUUGUGCGUCUUAAACCUACCUAAAAACAAACUCACACAGCUCCCAGCUGAGAUAGGAAAACUGGCAAACCUAAAAGAACUGAAUGUGAGUUACAAUAAGUUGUUGAGCAUUCCGCCUGAGCUCGGAGAUUGUGAAAAUCUGGAAAAGUUGGAACUGACUGCAAAUAUAAACCUGACUGAAUUGCCGUUUGAGCUGAGCAACUUAAAAAAACUUAAACAUCUAGACCUAGCAGAAAAUAAAUUUGCCACUAUACCAGUCAGUGUACUUCGGAUGUCAAGCCUUCAGUGGUUGGACAUCAGCAAGAACAGUCUCCGUGAUUUGCCAGAGGAUAUUGAUAGGCUGGAAGAGUUACAGACAUUGUUCCUGCAUAAAAACAAAUUGAAACAUCUUCCGAUGUCAACAGUAAAUAUUAUCAACCUCAAAAUGCUUGUUGUCAGUGGAGAUGAACUGACCACUCUCCCUUCAGGACUCACAGAAAAUCCAGGUAUAAAGUUCAUAAGAUUAUUUGAUAAUCCAGUAGGCUUGGAUGUCAGUGAGGAUACGAAAGAUAAAGUAUUCGAGGAGACUGAGCAUGACAAGGAGUUUAUGCAGACCUAUAUUGAGACUCUUAAAGACAGAGAUACAGCACCGUUGUACACCACCAAAGUGUCCCUGACUUGCCUUCUUUAGUCAACCUGAAGAUUCCUGAGCCGACUGGAAAAUCAGCAACAUGAACAAAAGUAUAAUCAUUGAAGAUUUCCGUAUGUUUUGGUGUUAUAUGCAAGUGUUUGGAAAAAUCCUCCU
Messenger RNA from Hemibagrus wyckioides, 1354 nucleotides. It is a transcript of the gene smim22, whose product is annotated as leucine rich repeat containing 2. NCBI's taxonomy places the organism in Eukaryota, Metazoa, Chordata, Actinopteri, Siluriformes, Bagridae. The transcript has 10 exons. Gene Ontology annotation, molecular function: protein binding. The record is from RefSeq and is a predicted model, not a curated record. Bases 146 to 1240 code for a protein of 364 amino acids.